Danaus plexippus (monarch butterfly) is the source of this 5066-nucleotide messenger RNA. RefSeq lists its product as uncharacterized. The transcript has 10 exons. Gene Ontology annotation, cellular component: nucleus. The coding region runs from base 243 to 2687 and encodes 814 amino acids. The record is from RefSeq and is a predicted model, not a curated record. NCBI's taxonomy places the organism in Eukaryota, Metazoa, Arthropoda, Insecta, Lepidoptera, Nymphalidae. Gene Ontology annotation, molecular function: nucleosome binding; DNA binding.
CUUUAUAAUGAAUUUUGGUUGAAACCAUUAACCGUAAUACUUUACUGUUACAUUUAGAAAAGUGACAACACUAAGUUCUAAAUGGGGCCCAAACAUCUGUGGCAUUGAUUUUGAAUAUCGAUAAAGUAUAUUUUGUUGUUCUUAUUUUAAUUACAAUAAACUAAAGUUUAGCAUCUGAAUUAUAAGCUUUUCAAAUAAAUAUUUUGUGAGUUAUGUCGUAGAAUUUAUGAUUGAAUAUAGAAAUGGUUAUACAAAAGAAUACUAACGAAAUCGACACAAACAAAAAUGUCGUUACCUUAGAUGCAGCAAGUAGUAGUACAUGGAGCCUUCAAACACCAGCUAAAAUAAUAAAUAUUCGUAGCACAUCAAAUAUGCAGGCUAAACCACCCAUAACACGGCAAAUAGCUAUAAGUACAUUGGCUGCUAUGCACAGACGGUUUAGUUUGCCUGGGCCAGUUCAACCUCACUCGAGACCCAUAGCUGAGUUUAGAGCUAGUGCAAACAAAUCCCUGGAUAUGUUACGACAAACUGUACAGUCAGCAGUUACAAGAGAAAUUGACCAAGUUAUUAAAAAAUAUUUGGAGAAAUUCUUCGUGCCAGCCGUUAAUAACAUUAGAUUAAACUUAGGCGAUGAGUCUGUGAGUGAAGAUCAGGUGAGAGCAGUUUGUCGUGCAAUGCUAGAUGCCACAAGACUCUUGUAUUCCACACCUCCACGGGUAACAAAUACUGGUUUAGAUACCAUAGAGGGAGAUACAGACAAAUUGACAAAACAAACAAUACCAAAUCCUUUAACAAAUAAAAGGAAAGAGCCAGAUUUGGAUACAGAUUUGUCUCAAGUCAAGAAAAUUAAACAAGAGGACAGUUCUGACAGCGGUUCUGCAUCACCAGUAUCAUUUACCACUGUCCAAGAUCCAGAAAAAUGGAAUCCAGCACGUCUUAGUCAAGAUACUUUAUUCAUUAUGGGCUCCCAUGCUCAUAAGGUGUUAGGACUGGGUAACUCACGUGGCCGUCUCUACACCCGUCAUGCUGGUUUGUUGAGAUAUCCAGCUGAUAGUGCCGAUAAAGAAUGGAUUGCAAGUCACAACCUUGCUAAUGCUGUAGGCGGCAAGACUUACAUUAUGGUCUUAGAAGAUAUUGAAGAAUUAGCAGCUAGUGAUGCCUAUAAACACAGCUCUUUACCGCUUCUUGGCGAAUUGACGGGUUUUAAAGUGCCACCGUUUUUAUUGAGAAAAAUUAAGGCUUAUGUUUUGAAGAAGGCACUUUGCGGGGAUAUUAGUAAUGCUAACAGCCCUCAACCUUCCACGAGUAACCAGGAAGAUAAGUUCAAAAUAGAAGACAUCAAAUUAGAGGUUCAUGAUGAUUUCGACUCAGCUAACUUCAAUGCAAGCCAGUACAUUACAAACUCUGAAAAUUCAAGAGACUUUGGAGAAUCAAUAAUGAAGGAGGAUUCAGACUUUGCAGAUAUAAAGGUAGAGGAUAUUGAUGAUAUCAAAGUGGAUGGAAUUAAAAUGGAAGAUCUGGAUGAAAUUAAAGUGGAUGGUAUAAAAGUUGAGGAUCUAGAGGCAAAUGGUAUUAAGGUUGAAAAUAUCGAUGAUAUAAAUGUGGAUGGUAUCAAAGUGGAAGAUAUAAAACUCGAGAAUGAGGAUGCUUUUGAUCUUUGUAAGGAAACAGAUGAUGAAAAUCAUCUCGUAGAUGGUUUGUUUGAAUCGGACAUUGAAUUUCUGAGUCGCAAUUUGUGUAACAUUGAAAGCGAUGCAGAUGCAAGAAAAACCAUUGAAAAAUUGACUGGAGCAAACCCCGACACUAUAACAUUAGUUGGAGAUGAGUUUGAUUUGGGCACAACUUUAAAUACAAGCAAUUUCUCAGGCAGCCAGUCUAAGUGUAUAACAGUGGCGUCUACAACCAGCGGUAUGAUUCAUAGUGUUCCAGUGGCUCACAUCGCCCCGCCGCGUAUAACUGGCAACACUUUACAUUACUACAGUCAACCAGCGCGGCUACAUCUACCACAAGCAACCCUCACUAUACAGGGUGUACCUCGACCUCCACAUAUGAUACGAGGAAUUCCGUUUAAUGCCAAAUCGGGCACUAUCAGCACGGUGAUGUCUCAAGGUACAGCCAGCAUCAUAGGUAUUGGUACGAGGUCUUCAAACGCAACCAUAAUCGGGAGCCCUCAGUAUGUCAAUGUUUGUUCCAAAUCCUUUCCCACAGGAAACAUUCUACACAACGCUAUAGUCUCCAAAAACAUUGUAAACCGUAGUACAGUUACAUCGGGCGUGUCAUUUAAUGUGACAUCAGUGAGACCGUCAGUACAUACAAGUUCGCCAAAAAGCACUGUAGUAACAGUGGCUUCAGACUUCGACAGUAUUUCCACAACCAAAGAUAUGAUUGAUAAUGCAUGUAAUUCAUCAGUUAUGCUAAAAAAAGUGCUAACCCUAGGCAGUUCCGGGUCCAGCAAAUCUUUUGUGAUGCAUAAUACACAAAAAGUUCUAUCCACUGGUUUCGCUAAUGGAAUAAGUCCCCCACCUAAUGUGACGAUCGUAAGUGCAGGUAACAGUGGUGGUAUUUUGAAUACUGGCAACCUUAAUAACAUUGGUUGCCCAACUUCUGGCAAUUUGAGUGCCACUCACGCCACACUGUCCGCUUUACUUUCUUCUAAAACUGAAUGUUCUACAGUAACGAAAAACUAACUACAUUCCAAUUUGGAAUCUCAGCAUAUAUUUUGCUGUAAAUUUAGGUAGUUUAUAUCUCUAGAUGAAAAUAUUUUGCUUAUGUCAAAGUUUUUGAAAAAAUUUCUUAUACUUAAUGGUAUUGCCAGCGAACACUUAUCUACCUCUUGAGUUACCUGAUAGAUUAGCUUUUAAUGAAUGUCGUGCCAAAGUAUUAUUCAGUAUUAUUCUUUUGGAUUAUAAUAUUAAGAAUUAAUGUAUAUCGUGAAAUAUUAAUACUUGUAGGAUCUCAUUCAUGUUUCUUGUUCUAUUUUAAUUUUUUGUUACAUUUUAAAUUGUUGUAUGCAAAACACAUUUGAAUGUUUGCAACUUACUUAUUAUGCUAGAAUUAUCCAGCCUGGAUUCAACUAUUAGUCUUGACUCUAUUAAUUUGAGGCAAUAAUUCUAUGUAUAAAAUUUUGUUAAAAUUUGAUAUGGUCCAAGGACCACAUCCAGCUCACUCAAUAUUGUUAUCAAUGAUUUUGUUACUAUUCCUAUUAUUGCUUCUAGAUUAGUAAGAUCAGUUGAAUUCAACUUUAUUUUUUUAUGAAAUGCACUUUUGUUUUAUUAUAUGUAGAUUAACAAAAAGAAUUGCUUGUCUUGCUUAUUUUCUGUUUAAAUUAAUGCUUCUUUUUUUAAAUAUCAGUUAUAUUUCAGUGAUAUCUAAUUUAAUUCAAUCAGUCCUAGUAGAUUAUAGAAAUAUUUACUUGAACAGAUAUUGAACUAAGAAUAAUUAGUAAAUACCACUUGUAUACUAGGAGAGAUUGUUAUGAUGUUGCAUAGCAAUUUAGUAUUUCAUUGUAAGAAUUGAAUUUGGAGGGUAGAGAAAUUGUGUUUGAAAGGAUCAUUACAAUGAGUAGUUGCACUGGGAUAUUAUAUAUAGAAAUGUGUUUCUGUUAAAAUAUAAGGAUAGUGGGUUUCUUUAGGACCAAUAGCUAAUAUUUUAUUUUUGUCUUGAGUAUUGGCUUAAUAUAAGUAAUUAAUAUUCAAGAUCAUCACAGGAGAAAAGGACUGAAAUUUAUUUUUUCAUAUCAGCUUUAUUUUAUACAUUUGUGUCUUUAUUGCUUUAAGUAGACAUUUUGUCUAGUAAAAUGAUUGUUACACGCUUGUUUUAUAUGUUUUUAUACAUUCAAUUAGCUUUAGCAAUUUAUGCUUUACAUUAACUAAAAGACUGCAUUUUUUUUUGGUUACUGCUUUUGCAGCUUGUGUGCAAUUAUUAUUAUUAUUUAUCUAUUAUUUUAUAUGGCUUUUGCCAUUACUUGCAUUUGAUAUUACUUAAUUUAGGUUAUUGUUAGAUCAAAGCUAGCUGGGCUGUGUUUGCUUGUCAAUGUUAUGCACUUAAUUUAAUUGUUAUUGAUAAACUGGUUGUGAAUCUCAUAAGACUACAAUAGUUAUAAUUUAAUUGAAGUAAUUUUCUCAAUUAGAUGUUAUUUGUAUUUUACUAUUAUGGACAUUAUUUAUGUAGUGUAAUUAAUAUAUUUUAUUCUUAUUACAAGAAACCGCAUACUAAUAGUUAUCAUGACUUACAUGUGAAAUAAGAAAUGAAAUAUUUAUAAAUAUUCAUGUUAAUUUAAAUUAUUUAACAUUAGUUCGUUAUUAGAAAAGUACAGCAUGUUCACAAAAAUGUUGCUUUUUUUAUUAUUCCGUUGUAAUUCGUUUAAAUAGAUAUAUUUAAAUUCUGAAUGAAUAUUUUACACCGUACAGGCUUAAAAGGUGUCAGUAUCAAGACAUGUUGUAUAUUUAUUUUUAAUUCCUGCAAUCAACAAUUGAUCAAGUUUAUAUUUUUUUUUCUGUUCAAAUGUUAUUCAUUUAAUGUCAAUUAAUUAUUGUUGAAUUUAAUUAUAUACUUCUAUAUCACAAUGUUUUUAUAAAUUUUAAAUCUUAAGCAACUAAACGUAUGUAAGCAAAAAAAUGGUGUAAAGCACAUUUUUUCCAUAGUAAAAGUAACAGAAGGGGGGGGGGGGAUAUUAUAAUUUUUUUUGAAAAGCCAUAUUUGUUUUUAAUGACUUACAAUUUGCUGCUUUUACAUUCCAAAUGUGUAUUUUUGCUCAGUUCUUUCGUUAACACACCGAAAUAUUAGGUGUGUUGAUAAAAAAAAAAACUUUUAAUAACUCCAAAGAAUUUUUGAGCAACUUCUAUAAAGGAAUCCCCACCACUUAUUAUUUUUUAUAUUAAAAAAGGUCUCAAUUUUUAUUUAUGACAUAAUUUUUUUUAUGUUAUUACUAUUAUAUAUUUUUGUAUGUUAUUCCAUUUGCUGUUUCACUGAAUGUUGGUAAUUUUAAGAUAUAAAUAUGUUAAGGCGUUUUAAAAAUCUCAAUAUUGUGGCUGUGUAAUAAAUUGUGAGCUGUAUUGAUCUUCAAA